UAAAAAUGCAGAAUAAAAAAAGAAAAAAUGAUACUGAACCAAAAGUUAAAAUGUCUAAGGCUGGAAAGCAGCGAACAGAAUCAAUAGAGACGUACAAGGAUGCCUUAGCUAGUGUAAUUUCGAAAGGAAAUAUUGAAGAUAACGUUUCUAACUCAAUAACAUUGACGAAAGGAAAUUACACGUAUACGAUUCGGUGUCCAGUAGCGCCAAAAUGCGAUGACUACUACGUCAUUCAACAUUAUAAAACUAGUGUUAUAAAGGACAUUCCGUCACUUGAAAGAUGGAAACAUUCUGAAGCUAGUGUGAAGUUGUACACUAGCAAUAACUUUCCUGCUGAUAACGAAAUAUCGAUCAAAAUAAAUGAACUUAUUCGCACAAUUUUAAAUCGAUGUUCAUCGGAUCCGAAACGGAAGAUUGUGAAAAACAGUAAAAAAUAA
Molecule: messenger RNA, 437 nt
Organism: Aphis gossypii (cotton aphid)
Lineage: Eukaryota; Metazoa; Arthropoda; Insecta; Hemiptera; Aphididae
Exons: 3
Coding region: 6-437 (143 amino acids)
Source: RefSeq, a predicted model, not a curated record